AUGAUGUCAAUUUCGUUACGCCACAUAAUACGUGCGGAGGCUUUUACGAUCGUACGGAACGUCACACGUCCGGUUGGAUGCGCCCGGAUACAGCAAAUCCAACACAGUCAGCCAUGCAAUCAACUACACAGCUGCAUUCGGCCCUGGUCCCCGUCGACAAUUUCCCUUCAAUCUCUCCCCCACUAUCAACAGUACCGGGAAAAAUCGAAAAAAUCUGGCAAACAACCAGCCCGACCAGCCGAUGACGAUCUCGAUGAUGACGAUGAUCGAGAGGACACGGCGGACGCGUACGAGGAUCUGCUUGAUGACAAGCUGAGCCGCAACGUAAAGACAACCGUAAAUUCUAUGCGAGCCGAUCUGCUGCUCAAGGCGGGUUUAGGCAUCGCCCGGAACAAGGUGGAGGCACUGUUCUACGAUAGUAAAAUCCGUGUCAACGGUAAAAAGCUGCUAAAAAAGAGCGCCCAGCUCGAACCGGGCGACGAAAUCGAUGUGGUGCGUGGGCCAAGCCCAUCCAACCCGGAACAUCUCGUCGUGUCACGUGUGGAAAUUCUAUCGGUGACGCCACGCACGGAAAAUCUCGCCGUGUCCCUGCGACGGCACAAGUCGCUGGUCAUAGAAAACUAUACGGAUUCGUACGUUGGGGCGGACGCGAGUCGAGAAAAGUAG
Messenger RNA from Anopheles nili, 666 nucleotides. Its product is annotated as mitochondrial transcription rescue factor 1. Lineage: Eukaryota; Metazoa; Arthropoda; Insecta; Diptera; Culicidae. The coding region runs from base 1 to 666 and encodes 221 amino acids. Gene Ontology annotation, molecular function: RNA binding. The transcript has a single exon. The record is from RefSeq and is a predicted model, not a curated record.